Molecule: messenger RNA, 772 nt
Organism: Lepus europaeus (European hare)
Lineage: Eukaryota; Metazoa; Chordata; Mammalia; Lagomorpha; Leporidae
Gene: CIDEC
Product: cell death inducing DFFA like effector c
Exons: 6
Coding region: 56-772 (238 amino acids)
Biological process (GO): apoptotic process; regulation of apoptotic process
Source: RefSeq, a predicted model, not a curated record
CUUUCCCCGACUUGGGAUCCCUGCUCAGUGAGACCAGAGCCGGGACCGGAGGAGCAUGGAGUGCAGCACGGUGCAGCUGACCAGGAUGGAGUACGCUGUGAAGUCUCUGAGCCGUCUCUACCCCAAGUCCAGCUCCAGGCAAGUGGCCGUGCGCACCUCGGUGGUGACCCAGCAGCUGCUGUCAGAGCCCAGCCUGCAGGGCUCCAGGGCCCGGCCCUGCCGCGUGAGCACCGCAGACCGGAAACAGCGCAAAGGCAUCUCGGCGCACAGCCUGGAGGACCUCCGGCACAAGGUGUGGGACGCCCUGAGGCUGGCGGACAAGUCCUUCUUGCUGGUGCUGGAGGAAGACGGCACCAUUGUGGACACAGAUGAGUAUUUCCAAGCCCUCUCGGGGGAUACGGUGUUCAUGGUCCUCCAGAAGGGGCAGCAGUGGCAGCCUCCGUCAGAACAGAAGCCCACCAAGAAGAUUGAUGUGGCCCGUGUCACCUUUGACCUGUACAAGCUACACCCUCAGGACUUCAUUGGCUGCCUGAACGUGAAGGCAACUCUCUACGACACGUACUCGCUCUCCUACGACCUGCACUGCCACAGGGCCAAGCGCAUCGUCAAGGAAGCCCUGCGCUGGGCCCUCCUUGGCAUGCGGGCCACAGGCCACAUGCUGCUCGGCACCUCCUGGUACAUGCAGAGGCUCCUGGACGCCGAGGAGGACGGGCAGCCGCCCACGGGCAAGGCCUCAGCCCUGCUCCCCGCCUGCCUGAGGAUACUGCACUGA